CCAUUUUGGAAUAAGGCUGUAACAAAAGAAUUGUGAAAAAGUGAAGCGCUAUAAAUACUAUCCGCAUGCCCUGUAUAUGAGCCUGUUUCCAAAAAAGAAUACAAUGGGGUUUUUUUAGGCACAAAGGAAGUUUGUUUAUUUCCUGUAGGUACAAAGGAACAAUUUUCUGUCUGGAUUGAUUUAAUAAUUCAUACAUCAGAGUGUUAAUGUGUAUCUCUGGUGAAAUUGCUUUGUUUAAUCAAUGCACAUCUUCCUCUUUCUGAGAGUACAGGUUUUAUAUCAUGUGGUGAAGUUCUGUUCAAGCUGACAUCUGAACACAAGCGAAAGCGUGGCGCACUGCACAUGCCUCUUAGAACAUUAUCUCUCAGGUCAGCUGUCUGCCGGGCUAGAAUUGCAAGACUGACUGUCACGCAGUGCAGUGGGUCAAAGCCAGGUGUUGGUUGGCUGGUCCAGGCUCAAUGUAUUUUUAUCCAUACGCCGAUAUAAAUAGUUGUGGGAGCGUAAAGCAACCAAAAACACAGUACAGAUACAACUGCCACGACCGUUUUUCUGCAUUUCCUGUUGCCUCAAGUGAAAGAUGGAAGAAGCAUUUGAUGCUGCAGAGGAAGACUGGGAUGAGGAUGAAGACGAGGCCACUCAAUACAUGAUUGAACAGAGUCUCCUGGAGUACAGCAAACAUGCUGAUUCAGCUAACAAUGAUCCAUUAGACUGCAUCGACCAUGAGGAAAUUUUCAUUGCUAUACAAGCUGGUAAUGAGGAUGCUCUGAAGGUCCUGGUUCAGCAAACAGAUGCUCUGUCCAAUGCCGACAGCAGAGGGUGGAUCCCUCUGCAUGAGGCAGCGGUGCAACACAAGCGGAGCAUUCUGGAGAUCACCUAUUCAGCGUCUCCUCAAGGCUCAGGGAAAUGCCGGACCCUGAGAGGGGAGACGCCUCUAUUUCUUGCCGUUGUUCACGGUCUCAGAGAUAAUGCCACAUUCCUGCUGCAGAACGGCUGCGACCCUGACUGCAAAAAUGAGGAGGGCGAUUCUGCACUGGUUGCAGCCAUAAAGCAUGACCAGUAUGACAUGGCUUUGCUGCUGCUGCGCUACAGUGCUACAGUGGACCAAAGAGGAAGUCUUCAGAGAACGGCUCUUCAUGAAGCAUCUGUGCUCGGCUUGGAGAAUUUUGUGUACCUGCUCCUACAAUCUGGCGCUGACCCAAAUGCCAUUGACAUCUGCGAACACACUGCUUUAGGACUCGCAGCUCAGGCUGGACACUUUAGUGUUGUAGAGGUUCUGCUUCAGAAAGGGGCCUGCGUCUGGUCAAAGCCUCGGUCUCCAGAAUCAGCCUCAGUUUUAUUCGAUGCUGCGGCUUCUGGAAACCCUGACAUCAUUUCACUGUUGCUGGAGUUUGGAGCCGAUCCGAACAUUCCCACCCACACCGGCCAUCUCCCCAUCCACCGCGCAGCCUACCGUGGACAUCUACUAGCACUGGAGCACCUGAUCCCGGUGACCAAGAUAGAGGCAAUCAAAGAGAGUGGCAUGAGCCCGUUGCACUCUGCUGCUGCAGGCGGUCACACACAGUGCCUGGACCUGCUCCUGAGCUCCGGCUUUGACCCAAACUUUAUGCUUCACCCCAGAGUGCGCAAGAACUAUGACGAUGAACGCAGGUCAGCGUUGUUUUUCACCGUAUCGAAUAAUGAUGUCCAGUCAGCAAGAGUCCUUUUGGAGGCCGGAGCCAUGCCAAAUCAAGACCCCAUCAGCUGUCUGCAAGCGGCCAUGCGAUUGGGCAACUAUGAGCUUAUAAAUACUCUGCUGCGCUAUGGUGCCAAUGUAAACUACUACUCCCGUAUCAACACCACCCAUUUCCCUUCAGCCCUUCAGUACGCGCUUAAGGAUGAGGUGAUGCUGCGUAUGCUGCUGAAUAAUGGCUAUGAUGUGCAGCGCUGCUUUGACUGUCCAUAUGGACAGGCAUCACACACACCUGUGGAUUAUGAGGGAUGGAGCACUUCUGUUAUCAAAGACAUGGUGUUCUGUGAGGUGAUCUCAGUUUACUGGCUCAAGCACCUCUCAGCGCAUGUAGUGCGAAUCAUGUUGGAUUAUGUCGAUCAUGUGACUCUCUGCUCCAAACUGAAGACUAUUCUGGUUGAGCAAAAACAGUGGCCGGAAAUUUGCAAGAUACAACAAAACACAAGAAGCCUGAAGCAUCUCUGCAGACUGAAGAUUCGUGAUUGUUUGGGUCGUUUGCGUCUGAGGGCUCCGGUUUUUAUAAGUUACCUGCCUCUGCCUGCCCGUCUCAAAGACUAUAUUCGCUUCAAAGAGUAUGAUAUUUACAGCAGAGGAAGUAUGACAGAAUAAAGUAAGCUAAAAAGGUAAAUUUGUACAUUAUAGUUAAAACAAAAUAUGCUGUUGGUUGUUUUUUAUUUUAAUAAAAAAGCAAACCUUGUGAAAUAAUUGUGUUCAAAAAAUAUAAAAAUCCAUAUACAUUGGAUUCCAGAUUUCUAAGACGAUAUUAAAAAUCUGAUUCAACAUUU
Molecule: messenger RNA, 2511 nt
Organism: Danio rerio (zebrafish)
Lineage: Eukaryota; Metazoa; Chordata; Actinopteri; Cypriniformes; Danionidae
Source: RefSeq, a predicted model, not a curated record